Messenger RNA from Salarias fasciatus (jewelled blenny), 1587 nucleotides. RefSeq names its product claudin 34a (gene cldn34a). The transcript has 2 exons. Gene Ontology annotation, cellular component: membrane; bicellular tight junction. The record is from RefSeq and is a predicted model, not a curated record. The coding region runs from base 194 to 940 and encodes 248 amino acids. Gene Ontology annotation, molecular function: structural molecule activity. Lineage: Eukaryota; Metazoa; Chordata; Actinopteri; Blenniiformes; Blenniidae.
GACGAGGAGCGUCUUCUAACAGGCUCCUCUGGCACAGAAGAAGCAACAUGCAAACGCAGGCCGGCUCUGCCGCCUCAUCACCUGCGCAUGGAUUAACUGGACGCCGCGAAGAGAAAGUCUCAGCAGUAAGGAACAAGGAGUGAUGACUGUAGUCGUCGGUGUCUUCCAGCUUUAGCCGUCACGCCGGGCAGGGAUGCUUUUUCUGGCUCGCACGGCCCACGGCCAGUUCCUGGGCCUGAUCGUCGGGUUCCUGGGAUGGAUCCUCAUCCUGGCCACGGCCGGCCUGAACGAGUGGCGGCUGUGGUUUGUGUCCGACGUGUCCGUCAUCAAUUCGGGGGUGGCCUGGGUGGGCAUCUGGAGGGCCUGCUUCUACAGCCACAUUCUUUCGGAUUUCGAGAACUGCCAGAGCUUCAGCAUCUCGGACAGCUUCCUGCCGGUGGAGAUCCCCGUGGCGCAGGUGCUGAUGAUGCUUUCGGGGAUCUGCGGCCUGGCGGCGAACGUCGCGGGCGGGCUGGCCAUGAGAAUGGCCUACUUCUCGGUGAAGGAUCGCAGGUAUCUCCGGCUGCUGUUCUUGCUGGCGGCAGUGCUGUAUCUCCUCACAGCCACCUUGUCCCUGGUGCCCCUGGUGUGGAAUAUGACCUCUGUGUUGAACAACAGCACCAUCGCCUUUCCUCCUGAGUAUUACCUCCCGAGUGUGCCCAAAGGCCAGGCGGUGGGUUCGGCCAUCGCGGUGGGCAUCGUGGCCUCCAUCAUGAUGCUCAUUAGCAGCCUGAUUUUCUUCUGCUACCGGCAUGUGUGGGAAUCUCUGAGCUCUGAAAUCCCCAAGGUUCCUCCGAACGCUCCCAGGACGGCAGCGACACUGCCGCAGACUUCAGAAAUGUCAAACAGAGAUUUGAGAGGUGUGGAUAACCCGACCUACAACGAUGAAGAACUCUUAUAAAAGACACAACCCAACAUUGUUUAUCUUUCCAUUUUUACCCUUCCACGCGAGAGAGACUGAGAACUUAACGAUUUUACUGUGAAACGUUCGCCGUCAUCUUGUAAUGCAAAAAAAAAAAAAAAAAACUGUGGGAAUCAUUGUUGCAUGAAAAAUUCACCAUCACUGUCAGAGACCCAGAACCGCAUCACAGUAAUAAAUGCUUUUUAAAUCGCUGAAACAAAGAGUCUUAGUUAAUUCUGACAAACCAAAUGAAGCCUUGGAGUCAUAUUUCUCUCAGCCUAUUUAAUUUCAGACCUGUUUGUUCUCGUUGUAAUUUCAUCUUCAUUGGUUCUUCUUCAGAAUGUAAGAAAAACUUCCAAACACCUUUAAACUCAGAAAAAUGGAAAGUUCCCUACAACUGAUGUGACACCUCUUAACAUUACAGCCUUUAAAUAAGAAACAUUUUUUGAUAAUGAGGCACUCUAGUAACAAGAGAGGAUUUCAGUCACUGAGAAAACAGCAAUAGCCUUUUGAGUCUUACGACAAAAGAGCACUCUGACUGGAUGGAUAUUUCUUGGUCUGAUUUGAACACCCCCAAUUAAAAAAUGAGAUUUUUCUACCUGGUUUUCAAGUUGCAUGUAUUUAUCAUCAGCUAAAGUUAGCAUUUU